GACUACAGGAACCGCACGCGAGCCAUGGAGGAGCUGAAGAGGGUGGUCGGAGGUGCCAGCCAGGCUGCGGUGACCUCCACGCCUGCCGCCAGCCUCCUGGGGCUCAUCAGCUUCCUCUGCGCCCUUCUCGACGACUCCAACUUCAAGGUGGUGCUCGGGGCGUUGGAGGUGAUCCAUCUGCUGGCCCUGCGCCUGGGCGACGAGGUCCAGGCCUUCCUGGCUCCUCUGGUCUCUGCUGCUGCUAAAGUGGUCAACAUCUGCAUCGUGGCCCUCCUCACUUACCCCGGCGAGGAGCUGGACUUGGCCAAGCUGGCGUUCGGGCUGGCUCCGGCACUGGUGGACAGCAAGCGCAGGGUCCGGCAUGCUGCCAUGGAAGCGUUCGCUGUGCUGGCGUCUUCCAUGGGCCCGGGCAAAACCGCCCUUCUCUUCAAGGCGGUGCAUGCCGUGGAGCUUGAGGACAACGGGAGCGGGGUGGUGCACGCAGUGCAGGCCAGGCUGGCCAGGAAGACUUUGCCGAAGGUAGUGGACCAGGGGUUUGUGGAGUACGCUGUGCCCUUGCCUUCUUCUGGUCGUAACAGGGGCUCGUGUUUGCCCCCUGGCGCAGAUACAGACUGGCUGCUGAUGGGCAGCAGGACUCAGAGCGCACACAGUUACUGUGGCCAUCACGUGCAGGACGGUGCUCUGCAAAGUUCCAGCUCACACGGCGCCUUUGCCCAUCAAGGAGUGGGUCCAAGGAAAGUCUUGAGUGCGGGUAAAGGGAAAAGCAAACUGCCGUGGGAAAAUGAGCACGCUGGAGACAGGGAAGGGAGUUCAGGAGUCGAGAUGCCCUUCGCAAAGGAUGAGGAGCAGUUCUCUACAUCCAGUGAUUUUCUUCAUUCUCCAAAGUUAAGGCCUUCUCAAGGAGUACCAGUCAGUGACGAGUUAUUUUUUAGUAGAAAAAGAGCUUCAAGGAAUUUAUUUCAGAAUAGCGUAGAUUUUAACUCCAACCGUUCUUCUGUUUGUGCCGCAGGUGCUACGGGCUCUCAUCAGCCGCAAAUUUCAGGGAAAUGUGGAACACUUGGAUACACACAGGCACAUGGGAAGAGUGGUAGCGUGGACUCCGAUUUACAGUUUUUAGGAUUAAAUAACUGUCAGCAAGACAAAGUUGGUGCCAGCCUAAAUUUUUCCAGCAAGACGCAGAGAAGUUUUUGCAGUCAAGCAGAGCAUACGAUGUCCUUCCAAGGUCCCAGUGCAAGCCAGGGCACCUUCAUUCUGCCGUCCUACCCUCUGCCAUCGCCCAGGAACAGCCCCAAGCACGUCUCCUCUGCAGCUGACUCUCCAAAGAAGUCACGAGAUAAUACCAUGAACUUCUCAAACUCCUGGCCUCUCAAAAGCUUCGAAGGACUGCCUAAGCCGAGCUCACGGAAGCAGCUUCUCGGUCAAAAGUCAGGAGACAGCACAGGGGAGAACUUGCAGGAGAAGCAUUCUCCUCUGCAGCUGAAGCCCACGCUGGUGAGACACCCAGCCUCCCGCAGGGACCUGGCUGGGACCAGACCCGUGCCCCCCAUUCCCCGCCUCGCCAGCCCGCUGCCCGACAGGACUGAGCUAAACGGGACAAAGUGGAGAAAUGAGGAGUGUGAGGACGUGUGGCUGGAUGAAGUGGGGAGGAAGCUUGCAGCUGAUCUUUCAGAGCUCGGUGUCGAUGACGAGGAAGUGGACCAAGAAGAGAUGCAGAAUUCUCUCCGGUCGCUGCGGAACAGUGCGGCCAAGAAGAGGGCGAAGCUGAGCGGCACCGUUCCGGAUCUGGAGAGCCCCGAUUCUGCUCUUACACCCGACCUGUCCACGGGCUCCUGCAGCCAGGAGUCUCUGACUUCACCCACGUCCACACUGCCCCCCAGGAGGAGAGGAACGUCAGACACCUUUCCACUACUUGGCAGCAAAUCACAGCCUGUAAGAGUAUCGUCAGCAAGAAGCAGAGACUCAAAUGUGGCAGAACAUAACUCCAGCACAGGUCCUUCAGAGUCAACAUCUGGUUUUCCACAGAUGAACAAUCGAGAUUUCAUUUCACCAAGUGUCCUGUCUGAAGGUGCAGCUGUAAUUUUUGAUAAAGGUGUUUUUGGAAGUCCUCCUCCUGCACAGUCAUACAGCCAGCCCAUAAUGUGCGUAGCGAAUGGAGAUGACCAGGCUGUCGAAGAGGAGACUGAGCCAUCAGCAGGGAUCUGCGAGAGAAGCAUCCAGCAGAACAGUGCUUCUCAUUUCCAUGUUGAAAAUGAAAGAGAGAUAAAAGUUACCAUGUCAAAAUCUGCCCGGGAUAAGAUAAGGCGGAAGAAAAGAGAAGAAAAAGAACAGGCUCAUAAAGAACAUCAGGAAGUCAAAGACCUUGAAGAAAAAGGAGAAAACCCUUGGGAAAGACUUCAACUGAAUGAACCAGAGAAAACGACAACAGAAAAUGAAAUUCCUCUCGGGACACGAGGACGCUAUAAAGACCGGAACCCAUCAGUCACUCAUAGCCCAGAAAUAAUGGACCCGUCAGAACUGCAGCCCUUUUUGAAACCAGAAAUGGCACUGGCAGAAGCCUUGACCUUUUUAGCUGAUGAUGACUGGGAGAAGAAAAUCGAAGGUCUGAACUUUGUUAGAUGUUUGUCUGCCUACCAUGCAACUGUUCUGACUGCAAAGCUACAUGAAACAAGUUUGGCUGUGGCUCAAGAGGUCAAGAAUUUACGCUCAGGUGUUUCUCGAGCUGCUGUGGUGUGUUUAGGGGAUUUGUUCACCUACCUGAAAAAGAGCAUGGACCAAGAACUAGAUAAUACAGUAAAAGUCCUUUUGCACAAAGCUGGUGAAUCCAACACUUUUAUAAGGGAAGAGGUAGACAAAGCACUGAAGGCUAUGGUUAAUAAUGUGACUCCAGCACGUGCACUUUGUUCUCUUAUAAAUGGAGGGCAAAGGUAUUAUGGUCGAAAGAUGCUCUUCACUAUGAUGACUCAUCCUGAUUUUGAUAAAACGCUUGAAAAGUACGUGCCGACCAAGGAUUUGCCUUACAUUAAGGAAUCUGUUAGCAGUCUGCGUGAAAAGGGUUUGGGGGAGAUGCCGUUAGAUACACCCUCAGCAAAAGGAAGACGUUCCCAUACCAGUAGUGUUGGACAUUUGAGGUCAUCAUCUACGUCCAGAGAUGCUCUCAACAUCACUGACAG
Molecule: messenger RNA, 3170 nt
Organism: Tauraco erythrolophus (red-crested turaco)
Lineage: Eukaryota; Metazoa; Chordata; Aves; Musophagiformes; Musophagidae
Source: RefSeq, a predicted model, not a curated record